CAAAUUGGCUGUUUCAUUUUUUGCAAACAAUGGACAUUUAACAGAAAACCGUUGAAAAUAUUAAACGAUUCCGACAUUAAAUCAGUCUAUUCCAGUAAAUAUGACGUCUGGUUUUUAAUUUUGAGAAUAUUUUCAAUUCUAACAUAUUGGACGGAUUGCUGAUUGGUGUCUUGUGACGAAUAAAAAAUAGGGGGCGACUGAAAACCUCUUGGAUUUUGCGGAUCGUUUAUGUUAAUUAGAUUUUUUCAGCUUUGGUGCUUGAAACAAGGCAACAAUGGCACAAGCAAGCCUCGAAUGGGUUACUUUGUUUGAUAAUAUGAAUUCUAAAGCUGAUAAAAAGAAAAUGGUAGAAUCGGAAAACAUGGAUGAUAUUCAUCUGCCUGGUGGUGGAGAUGCAGGCUCUAAAGCAUCAAAGAAAAGAUUGUCUGUUGAAAGAAUUUACCAGAAAAAAUCACAGCUGGAGCAUAUAUUACUCAGACCUGAUUCAUACGUUGGUUCAAUUGAAACUUUAACACAGGCAAUGUGGGUGUAUGAUGACGAAGAAGGUCAUAUGGUCAAUAGAGAGAUUACAUUUGUACCUGGACUUUACAAAAUAUUUGAUGAGAUUUUAGUAAAUGCUGCUGAUAAUAAACAGAGAGAUCCUACAAUGAAUUGUAUAAAGAUUGAAAUUGAUUCAGAAAACAAUAAAAUAAAAAUCUGGAAUAAUGGUAAAGGUAUUCCUGUUGUUGAACACAAGACAGAAAAGAUGUUCGUACCUACAAUGAUCUUUGGUCAUCUUCUUACCUCCAGUAACUAUGACGACACAGAGAAAAAGGUUACAGGUGGUCGUAAUGGGUAUGGUGCUAAGCUGUGUAAUAUCUUUAGUACAAAGUUCAUUGUAGAAACAUCAUCAAAGGACUACCACAAAGCAUUUAAACAGACGUGGAUAGACAACAUGGGGAAAACAAAAGAACCUACUAUUACAGAUUCUAAAAAUGAAGAUUUUACAAGUGUUACUUUUUACCCUGACCUGAAAAAAUUCAAGAUGACAUCGUUGGAUAAAGAUACAGUGGAUUUAUUUACAAGAAGAGCAUAUGAUAUUGCAGCAGCUUCAAAAGGAGUGAAAGUGUUCCUAAAUGGCAAAAAGUUACCUGUUAAGAACUUCAAGGACUAUGUGGACUUGUAUACCAAGGACAAAGUGGAUGAUAAUAAUAUGCCGCUUAAAAUAUGCCACGAAAUUCCUAAUGAUAGAUGGGAGAUAGCAGUUACACUGAGUGAAAAAGGCUUUCAGCAAGUGAGCUUUGUCAACAGUAUUGCCACAACAAAGGGAGGAAGGCACGUUGAUUAUGUAGCAGACCAUGUGGUUACUAAGCUGAUAGAAAUUGUAAAGAAAAAGAACAAAGGUGGUGUCGCCAUUAAACCUUUCCAGGUUAAAAAUCACUUGUGGAUAUUUGUAAACUGUUUAAUAGAAAAUCCAACGUUUGACUCACAAACAAAGGAAAAUAUGACAUUGCAAGCCAAAAGUUUUGGAUCAAAGUGCUUAUUAAAUGAAAAAUUCAUCACACAGGUUAGCAAGUGUGGUAUUGUUGAAAGUAUUCUAAGCUGGAUGAAGUUCAAAGCUCAAUCUCAAUUAAACAAGAAAUGCCACAGUUCAAAACAUUCAAAAUUAAAAGGCAUCCCAAAACUGGAUGAUGCUAAUGAUGCAGGAACAAAAAAUUCAAAAGACUGUACUCUUAUUCUGACUGAAGGAGAUUCAGCCAAGACCUUAGCUGUGGCUGGUCUUGGUGUAGUGGGGCGUGACAAGUAUGGCGUAUUUCCAUUGAGGGGUAAACUGCUCAAUGUCAGGGAAGCUACUCACAAACAGAUUAUGGACAAUGCUGAGAUCAACAAUGUAAUCAAGAUCAUGGGACUUCAGUUCAAAGAGAAAUAUGAUAGUCCUGACAAGUUAAAGACACUUAGAUACGGCAAGAUCAUGAUUAUGACAGAUCAGGAUCAGGAUGGAUCCCAUAUAAAAGGCCUUUUAAUUAACUUUGUACACCAUUUCUGGCCAAAUCUCUUGAAGAAUAAUGUUGUGGAGGAGUUUAUUACUCCAAUUGUCAAGGUGACAAAAGGGAAAGAGGAGAGAUCUUUCUACAGUUUACCAGAGUUUGAGGAAUGGAAAAGAGAUACAGAUAAUUGGCACACGUACAAAGUCAAAUACUACAAAGGUUUGGGAACCAGCACAGCUAAAGAAGCAAAAGAAUAUUUCUCUGAUAUGGACAAACAUAAGAUUCCAUUUAAAUACCAGGGUACAGAAGAUGAUGCCUCUAUCACAUUGGCUUUCAGUAGGAAGAAAAUUGAAGAAAGAAAAGAAUGGUUGACAAACUUUAUGGUUGAAAGAAAACGAAGAUUAGAAAUGGGCCUACCAGAGGUGUACUUAUAUGGUAAAGAAACCAAACAUAUCUCCUACAACGAGUUCAUCAACAGAGAACUGGUCCUUUUCAGCAAUAUGGAUAACGAACGUUCCAUUCCUUCACUUGUAGAUGGUCUGAAACCAGGUCAGAGAAAGGUCAUCUUCACAUGUCUUAAACGAAAUCUUAUCAAGGAAUUGAAAGUUGCCCAGCUGGCAGGUUCAGUAGCUGAACAAUCGUCCUACCAUCACGGUGAACAAUCUCUCAUGUCCACCAUCAUCAAUUUGGCACAGACUUUUGUUGGCUCCAACAAUUUGAAUCUCUUGUUGCCCAUUGGUCAGUUUGGUACCAGAUUACAUGGUGGAAAGGACGCAGCAAGUCCCCGUUACAUUUUUACUGCAUUAAGCCAAAUGACUCGUCUUAUCUUCCAUCCAAAUGACGAUGCUCUCUUAGAAAGCAAUUUUGAUGAUAAUCAGAAAAUUGAACCAGUAUGGUAUUGUCCUGUUGUUCCCACAGUCCUGAUUAAUGGAGCAGAGGGAAUUGGAACAGGAUGGAGCACCAAGAUACCAAAUUACGACGUUCGUGAGGUUGUGGCCAACUGUAAGAGACUGCUGUACGAUGAAGACCCAAUACCAAUGAUACCAAGGUACAAAAACUUCAAAGGAACGAUAGAAGAAAUCAGUGGCGACAAAUAUUUAUGCAGUGGUGAGAUAUCAAUUGUAGACGACCAGACAGUGGAAAUCACAGAGCUGCCAAUUAGGACAUGGACGCAGAACUACAAAGAAGAAGUUUUAGAGGUUAUGUUGUAUGGCAAUGAGAAGACACCACCUUGUAUUACGGAUUACAAAGAAUACCAUACAGAUACAACUGUGAAGUUUAUAGUGAAAAUGACACCGGAGAAACUUGCUCAGGCUGAAGAGACUGGCUUACAUAAACUUUUCAAAUUACAAAGCACUAUUUCUGUCACAUCAAUGGUCUUGUUUGAUCACCUUGGAUGUAUAAAGAAAUACAAUAAUGUAGAAGAGAUCCUCAGAGAAUUUUUUGACCUGAGAUUAGAAUUUUAUAAAAAGAGGAAAGCUUAUUUGGUAGGCAUGCUGGAAUCGGAAGCUCUAAAAUUGGACAAUAUUGCCAGGUUUAUCUUGGAAAAGAUUGAUGGAACAAUAACCAUUGAAAAUAAGGCAAAGAAGUCCUUGAUUGAAACAUUGAUAAGAAAAGGAUAUGAUUCAGACCCAGUCAAAGCAUGGAAAGAUUCACAAGGAAGAUCAUCAAAGGCAGAAGAUGAGGAUAUUGAUGAUGCAGACAGUGAUGUUUCAACCACCUCAAGUCAUGAUUUUAACUACAUUCUUGGUAUGCCUUUAUGGAAUCUGACUAAAGAAAAGAAAGAUGAACUGCUAAAACAGAGAGAUAACAAGAAAGAAGAACUAGAAAAGUUAAAGUUAAAAACAGAUAAGAAUUUGUGGGAGGAUGAUCUAGAAUUGUUCCUGAAAACACUAGAUGAAGUAGAGCAGAAAGAAAGAGAAGAUGAAGUAAUGUCUUCUAACAAAAUGGUGAAAGUGAAAGGCAAGGUGAAACCUAGGAAAGUAAUGCAGUUACAGACUAUGCCUUCACCGAUGGGUAGGCGUGUGGUACCGAAAAUAGACUCAGCCAUCCGUAAUAAAGUCCAAGCUGCUGCUGCAAAAAAGAUCAGGGACAAGAUAAAGAAAGAGGGGAAGAACCUUAAUGAUGAAUUUAUUAAAAAGGAAGAGAUGGAAGAAGAAGAACCAGAACCUAUGAGUUUGUUUGAUCGACUGAAGAAAAAAGACAAAGACAAUAAAGUGCUGGAUGAAUUGUCAAGUGCAGAAAAAGCUGCUCCCAAGGAAAAGAAAAAAAGAGCACCAAGGAAGCCAAAAGAUCUAGACUCAUCUGGAUCACCAAAGAAAAAGAAAGGAGGGAAGAAGAGAAACCCAUGGUCAGAUGAUUCCGAUGUUUCGGAGGAAGACAUAUCUGAUGAUGAUAUGGAUGGUAGCUUCUUAGAAACUGUAAAGCCUGAAAACCGAACGCCUAAAAGAGCUGCUGCUCGUAAAGCACAGACCCACUUCAAAUCAGAGUCUGACGAUGAAGCAAUAAAGUCUGAUAGUGGCGAUGAUGAUAACUUUAAACCAACGAAUUUAGAAAAUGGUGGAUAUGAGCCAGAGAAGAUGUCUGACGAUGAUAUUGGUGCUGAUGAUGACGAUGAUGAUGACUUCACUGCUAAACCUCCACCGAAAAAAAUCUCCAAACCUAAACCUAAACCUGCCAUUUCAUCAGAUGAAGAAGAUCCCUGGGAUAAAAUGAUGGGAACAAAGAAAGAUACAGAAUCUCAACCAGUAACAUUGGACAGCGAUAGCGACAACGAAUUACAGGUGAACAAGGAUCCAGUCAGUAAACCAGCUGCUAAAACGAAAGCUCCUCCUAAGAAGAGAGCCCCUGCUGCAAAAAAAGAUCCCAAACAGCCAUCCAUCUCUGAUGCUUUCACAAAACCAGCUGUUAAAAAAACUAAGUUGCUGUCAUCCAAGGCAGCUAAACCUCUCAUGAUUGAUGAUUCUGACGAAGAUUUACCUAUGCCAGAGAAAGUUCCUAAAGAGAAAAAGCCAAGGAAGCCAAAGGCACCAAAAAAGAAAAAUAGUUCAGAUAUGGAUGAUGAUGAUGAUGAUGAUGAUGUGAAGCCCAAGAAAAAGAAUGUUGCAAAAAGACCUAAAAAGGCAGCAUUCUCUGACUCAGAUGCUUCUGAAGAUGAGUUUUUGCCUCAAAAGAAACCAGCAGCCAAGAAAAAGAAGACAGACAGUGAUGAUGAUGAUGACUUUGGCUUUGAUGAUGCGGACAUAAGUACUGAAUAUGUACCAAGGGCAACAACUGGCAGAUCAAGAAACACUGUUAAAUAUACAUUUUCUGAUGAAGAUGAAGAUUAUUGACCCUAAAAUUGUUAAUUUAAUACUGAAAAAUACAGGAUUUGUUUUUAAAGCAUAUGAAGUAAACAUUACCUGAAGGUGUUAUAUUCAGCAAAACUUGGGAAAAUUUCUGGUGAAACAGGCAUUAAUUUCAAAAAGGAGUCAAGACAGUUGAAAUUUAACACUGAAAUACUUUAUAUUUAUGUAAUGGUAAUAUGUAGUUACCACAAUGACGAAGGUUACAGUGAAGGUUGAGUGUAUUUAUUGUAUAUUUGUAUAUUGAUUUUUUUUUUCCAAAUGGAAAUUUUUACUAACAUCCAACUUUUAUUUUCAUUGUACUUGUUCCAAUUUUUAACAAAAACAAAUCUCAUUUUUACAUUGUUUUGUAAUAUAUUGUUGAAAAAGAUCCACAUAUCUUGUGCUGAUCAUACAAACGCAAAUGGCAAGGUUGUAAAUAUUCAAUCUAUCAAUAACAUUAAAUAUAUAACAUUGAACAGCAAGCAAAAUGUGCAAGUAUUCGUGUAUAGGAAAUUGUCAUUUUUAAGGUUUGAAAAUUGCAUAAUCCAACAUGAUUUUGUUAGUUUUGAGUCUAUUGAAUGAUAGUGAUUACAAUUGUUUUGAAAGGGAGCAACAUCAUUUUAUGUCUUCUUUCACUUUUACCCACAUUGUUUAUCAUCUACUUUCACUUUCUUUUCAUUAUGUAUAAAUGUGGAAUGUGUGUCAGCAAUCAUUUUGUAACAUUGGUGUGUACAUUCAAGCCAUUAAACAUCAAAAUAACAUUAAAACUGGCUUAAGAU
Messenger RNA from Mytilus californianus (California mussel), 6072 nucleotides. Its product is annotated as DNA topoisomerase 2-alpha-like. The coding region runs from base 275 to 5299 and encodes 1674 amino acids. Gene Ontology annotation, molecular function: DNA topoisomerase type II (double strand cut, ATP-hydrolyzing) activity; ATP binding; DNA binding. The transcript has 33 exons. Lineage: Eukaryota; Metazoa; Mollusca; Bivalvia; Mytilida; Mytilidae. Gene Ontology annotation, biological process: sister chromatid segregation; resolution of meiotic recombination intermediates; DNA topological change. The record is from RefSeq and is a predicted model, not a curated record. Gene Ontology annotation, cellular component: nucleus.